AUGCUAGCGCCCUCUUGUCUCUCCGCCCCCACAUGGUACCUCCUACGCUGUGCUGUUUGUCAGUACUUCAUUCGAGGCACCUGCAGAUUCGGCACCAGCUGCAGGAAUGAGCACCCCCAAGAAGGCCAGAAACAAGGCGUGUUCGGCAGUACCCUCGAAUCCCUGAACCGUGAUCUUACGAGCGAAAAACCGACAUGGCCUUUGUCUUCCUUUGGUCCGGCGAAGCAGCAGCCUCUCCUCGUGACGGGCCUGGAUGAGUCUCCGGAGGAGCUGAGAGUAAUGGCGGCAAAGGCGGCGCGGGAAGGCACCACUCAGGACUAUUUGAAGUAUGAGUCUGAGAAGAUCGCUGCGGCGGACUCGAUGUAUGCCCAAGCGAAGUCAAACAUGCAAUCCCUUCAUGCGCAAGCGGUGAGGAAUCACGGAUCACACAGUUCUGGUGCUCCCACAACUGGAUGGACGCCUACCGCAACCACCUCCGCUUUUGGUGCUCCUGCAUCUACUUCCGCGUUCGGUGCCCCAGCGUCCACCUCCGCGUUCGGAGCUCCGGCAUCCUCUUCUGCGUUUGGCGCUCCUGCGUCCACCGGUGCAUUCGGCAAGCCCUCAGGGUUUGGCGCAUUUGCCUCCACAGGAGCAUCUGCGUUUGGAGCAGGGGCCUCCACCAACACCACAUCCGCGUUCGGUCAGUCCGCGUUCGGUCAAUCAUCCCUUGGGAGUCAGUCGGCGUUUGGGAAGCCUGCCACCUUUGGCCAGCCCGCCCAGGGAGCACCAACGUCAGCAUUCGGCACACCUGCGUCAGGAACCACCUCCGCGUUCGGCCAGCCAGCGGCUGGCGGGACUGCGUCAGCAUUUGGACAGCCCGCCUCAGGCUCUGGCGUGUCUGCGUUUGGCCAACCAGCAGCGGGAUCUGCAGGCUCAGCAUUCGGGCAGCCCUCACAGGGCGGGUCGAGCGCGUUCGGGCAGCCCUCUCAAGCGCCAGCCGCCUCAGCCUUCGGCCAACCUGCUCAAGGCUCGACGACAUCGGCGUUCGGACAACCUGCCUUCGGAGCUUCUGCCUUCGGAAAGCCUGCUUUCGGAACACCAACCGGUCCAGCAACUACCUCCGCCUUUGGCACUCCUUCACUAGGUUCUGGCACUUCCGCCUUCGGCGCGCCCGCGCAAGGCGCAACCACUUCACCUUUUGGUGCCCCGCAAUCGACUGCAUUCGGGAAACCGGCGGGUACGACGUCCGCGUUCGCUGCGCCCGCGGCAUCCACGACAGGCGGCGCUUUCUCGGCGUUCGCCAACCCUCAAGCUGGCCCCGCCGGUGGAGGUGGCGCGUUCUCGGCGUUUGCGGGCGGACAGAAUUCUGCCUUCGGGCUCGCUGCGGCCUCCAAACCCGCCGCCUUUGGACAGUCCGCGUUCGGGAGCGGGGGAAGUGCCGCGCCCACCUCCGCUUUUGGUACGCCCGCGCCAUCAGCGACCUCAGCCUUCGGCGCCCCCGCUGCAACCUCUGCGUUUGGGGCCCCUGCGUUCCCGACAGCCUCAAAUCCCCAGCCCGUGGCUUUCACUCCGAGUGGUGGCAGCUCGAAAAACACCGGCUCGGCCUUCGCUCCCCAGCGUAUCGCCGCCACGACGACCUCGAAGGGGCGACUGGUGUACAAGCCCGGGCGGACCAAGUACGACGACCUGCUCCCACCGAACUACAAGGAUAUCCUGCCGAAGUCGGUGAUGGACCAGUUCCUGAGCCCGAGCGAGAAGUUCGACUGGACGGAGAUCCCGGAGUGCGUACCACCGAAGGAGGUGCGGUAG
Messenger RNA from Epithele typhae, 1788 nucleotides. RefSeq lists its product as uncharacterized. NCBI's taxonomy places the organism in Eukaryota, Fungi, Basidiomycota, Agaricomycetes, Polyporales, Epitheliaceae. Gene Ontology annotation, molecular function: metal ion binding. Bases 1 to 1788 code for a protein of 595 amino acids. The record is from RefSeq and is a predicted model, not a curated record. The transcript is spliced from 8 exons.